Scomber scombrus (Atlantic mackerel) is the source of this 348-nucleotide messenger RNA. RefSeq names its product MLLT11 transcription factor 7 cofactor (gene mllt11). Gene Ontology annotation, biological process: apoptotic signaling pathway; positive regulation of DNA-templated transcription; positive regulation of mitochondrial depolarization. NCBI's taxonomy places the organism in Eukaryota, Metazoa, Chordata, Actinopteri, Scombriformes, Scombridae. The transcript has 4 exons. Bases 48 to 308 code for a protein of 86 amino acids. The record is from RefSeq and is a predicted model, not a curated record. Gene Ontology annotation, cellular component: nucleoplasm; cytosol.
AGACGCGUCUGCAUCAGAGGAACAAAGGAGCCGCUGAAGAUUGAAACAUGAUGGAGAAAUCGAGCAGCCAGUACGACUCCUUCCUGUUCUGGAGGCAGCCAAUCCCGGCGCUGGACCUGUCGGAGCUGGAGGAUCUGGGUCUGACCGGGCCGCAGCCGGCCAAUAGCGGCAAAGCAAAGGACAAGACGUUCAAACGGAGGGGAGGGGACGAAGCGGAGGAGCUGACUGAGUUCUCCUCCUUUAACUACUGGAGAGCUCCUCUGUGUGACGUCGACGCUCUGCUGGCCGACCUCAACCUGAUGCUCUGAAACGCAUCAUCACCUGACCUCUGACCCAGAUCAGCCUCAC